AUAAGAAAAAGGCUGUUUUUGUUUCCAGUGAGCUGCUGCGAAAAUGGCGGUGUCUCGUCGCUCAUCGCAGCAACAACAGCUGGGUAACAUGCAAUCUCCGCCACGAAACAGUUCUCUUUCUGUAAGUCCUCCGGACUCUCUGCCAAUUGAUAUUGUGGCAGCGACGUCAGUGCCCCCGGAUGGUGAGCGUGGAUGCAGCGCAGGCAUGGAGAAUCCUUCGGGCUCUCCGGAUCUUCCAGCCCCGGCCCUCAGCACUGGGAGCAGCACAAGCCCGACCACAACAACCUCCGGCGGGGAGAGUAGUAUUGUCUCGAGCCCCGGUUCAGGAGGCACGAGCCCCGGCGACGGCAGUAGCGGGAUCGGUGGAGCUUUCAGGGAUCUAUUUGAGGCCUGUCGGAAUGGAGACGUAUCCCGUGUGAAGAGACUUGUAGACUCGGUGAAUGUUAAUGCGAAGGACAUGGCCGGGCGAAAAUCUACCCCUCUACAUUUCGCUGCAGGUUUUGGACGAAAGGAUGUGGUUGAGCACCUUUUACAGACUGGAGCUAAUGUGCAUGCUAGAGACGACGGUGGUCUCAUUCCCCUUCACAACGCCUGCUCCUUUGGCCAUGCCGAGGUGGUCAGUCUCCUGCUGUGCCAAGGUGCAGACCCCAAUGCACGGGACAACUGGAACUACACACCUCUGCACGAGGCAGCCAUCAAAGGCAAGAUUGAUGUGUGCAUCGUGCUCCUCCAGCAUGGCGCCGAUCCCAACAUCCGUAAUACGGACGGCAAGUCUGCUCUGGAUCUGGCAGACCCCUCUGCCAAGGCUGUGCUCACUGGUGAGUACAAGAAGGAUGAACUCCUGGAAGCAGCAAGGAGUGGCAACGAGGAGAAACUGAUGGCACUACUGACCCCGUUAAAUGUCAACUGCCAUGCCAGUGAUGGCCGCAAGUCAACAUCCCAAAAAAUGCUGUCCACCCCACUGCACCUGGCGGCUGGUUACAACCGCGUACGCAUCGUCCAGCUACUGCUGCAGCACGGGGCAGAUGUCCAUGCCAAGGACAAAGGUGGCCUGGUCCCUCUUCACAACGCCUGCUCCUAUGGACACUUUGAGGUCACAGAGCUUCUUCUCAAGCAUGGAGCGUGUGUGAAUGCCAUGGACCUGUGGCAGUUCACCCCUCUCCACGAGGCCGCAUCUAAGAACCGUGUGGAAGUGUGUUCUCUGCUGCUGAGCCACGGGGCUGACCCCAACCUGCUCAAUUGCCACAGCAAGAGUGCCAUGGACUUGGCCCCCACCCCUGAACUCAAAGAGCGGCUCACCUAUGAGUUUAAAGGUCAUUCGCUGCUCCAGGCAGCUCGGGAGGCAGACAUGGCCAAGGUGAAGAAGACUCUGGCUCUGGAGAUCAUUAGCUUCAAACACCCACAGACCAACGAGACAGCCCUGCACUGUGCCGUUGCUUCCCCUCACCCCAAACGGAAGCAGGUGACCGAGCUGCUACUGCGUAAAGGUGCCAACGUCAACGAGAAGAACAAAGACUUCAUGACGACUCUGCAUGUAGCGGCUGAGAGAGCACACAACGACAUCCUGGACGUGCUGCAGAAACAUGGAGCCAAGGUAAAUGCGGUGGACACCCUGGGGCAGACAGCCCUCCACAGGGCAGCCCUGGCGGGCCACAUCCAGACAUGCAAGCUACUGCUGAGCUACGGGGCCGACCCGGCCAUCGUCUCCCUGCAGGGCUUCACUGCCUCACAGAUGGGCAACGAGGCCGUGCAGCAGAUCCUCAAUGAAAAUAUUCCAACUCGUAACUCUGAUGUGGACUACCGGUUUCUGGAAGCCGCCAAGGCUGGAGAUUUGGACACUGUGCAGCAACUCUGCACUCCUCAGAACGUGAACUGUCGGGACCUGGAGGGUCGUCACUCUACCCCUCUGCACUUUGCUGCAGGCUACAACCGUGUGGCCGUGGUGGAGUACCUACUGCAUCACGGAGCUGACGUACAUGCUAAAGACAAAGGUGGUCUGGUGCCCCUCCACAACGCCUGCUCCUACGGUCACUAUGAGGUGGCUGAGCUGCUGGUGAGACACGGGGCAUCGGUGAACGUAGCUGACCUCUGGAAGUUCACCCCGCUCCACGAGGCUGCCGCCAAGGGCAAAUACGAGAUCUGCAAACUGCUGCUCAAGCAUGGAGCGGACCCCACCAAGAAGAACCGUGAUGGUAACAUGCCUCUGGACAUGGUGAAGGAUGGCGACACGGACAUCCAGGACCUGCUGAGAGGAGACGCUGCGCUGCUGGACGCUGCUAAGAAGGGCUGUCUGGCCCGCGUCCAGAAACUCUGCAGCCCAGAGAACAUCAACUGUAGAGACACACAGGGACGGAACUCCACCCCCCUGCACCUCGCAGCUGGCUACAACAACCUGGAGGUGGCGGAGUAUCUCCUGGAGCACGGGGCUGACGUCAAUGCGCAGGACAAAGGAGGCCUCAUCCCCCUGCACAACGCUGCCUCCUAUGGGCACGUGGACAUUGCUGCCCUUCUGAUAAAGUUCAACACAUGUGUGAACGCUACAGAUAAAUGGGCCUUCACCCCGCUCCACGAAGCAGCUCAGAAGGGCCGUACCCAGCUGUGUGCUCUGCUGCUGGCCCACGGAGCAGACCCCACCAUGAAGAACCAGGAGGGACAGACCGCACUGGACCUGGCUACGGCUGAUGACAUCCGUGCCCUGCUGAUGGAUGCCAUGCCCCCGGAUGCCCUGCCCAGCUGCUUCAAGCCCCAGGCCACAGUGGUCAGUGCAGGCUCGGUCAUCUCCCCAGCCUCCACGCCCUCUUGCCUGUCUGCAGCCAGCAGCAUCGACAACCUGACUGGGCCCCUCAAUGAGCUCGGGGCCACAGGGACCUCCGGAGUGGCCGACGGGGCCGCAGGCUCCGACAGGAAGGAGGGUGAAUUGGCGAUGUUGGACAUGAACAUCGGUCAGUUCCUGAAGAGCUUGGGUCUGGAGCAUAUAAGGGAAAUCUUUGAGAGAGAACAGAUCUCUCUGGAUGUGCUGGCUGACAUGGGUCACGAGGAACUGAAGGAGAUUGGGAUCAACGCUUACGGCCACCGACACAAACUCAUCAAGGGAGUGGAGAGGCUGCUGGGGGGACAACAAGGUGCCAACCCGUACCUGACAUUCCACUGUGCCAACCAGGGCACGGUCCUCAUCGAUCUAGCCCCUGACGACAAAGAGGGCCAAUCAGUGGAGGAGGAGAUGCAAAGUAGCAUCAGAGAACACCGGGAUGGAGGGAACGCAGGAGGGGUGUUCAGCAGAUACAACGUCAUCAAGAUCCAGAAGGUGGUCAACAAGAAGCUGCGGGAGCGAUACACACACCGCCAGAAGGAGAUAUCGGACGAGAACCACAACCACCACAAUGAGCGCAUGCUCUUCCAUGGUUCUCCGUUCAUAAAUGCCAUCAUCCACAAAGGUUUUGACGAGCGGCAUGCGUACAUCGGAGGGAUGUUUGGAGCAGGGAUCUACUUUGCUGAGAACUCCUCUAAGAGUAACCAGUAUGUUUAUGGCAUCGGGGGUGGCACCGGAUGCCCCACUCACAAAGACCGCUCCUGUUACCUGUGCCACAGGCAGAUGUUAUUCUGCCGUGUAACCCUGGGGAAGUCCUUCCUCCAGUUCAGUGCCAUGAAGAUGGCCCACGCCCCCCCUGGACAUCACUCUGUGAUUGGCCGGCCCAGCGUCAACGGCCUGGCCUACGCAGAGUAUGUCAUCUACAGAGGAGAGCAGGCCUACCCAGAGUAUCUCAUCACCUAUCAGAUCCUUAAGCCGGAGAGUACGGCCGCGUCUGCUGCAGGAGCGGAGCAGAAGUCUUAGUCCUGCACCACCAGACCAAUCUCACACAGUUACUGAACACAGUCCUCCUGACCCACAACACACAAGACUGAGGCUUUUUAGUGUUUUGUCUCUAUGCUUUUUUGUUUUAUUGUAAUGUCUAAACCUUUUUUAAAUUUUCUUCACAGCCUGAGUUCCAGUUCAAUUCUUCUUGUCCAGUAGAGUUAACAGUAGACUGCUCAGGUGACAUAUGAAGUAUACUGUAAUAUAUUAUCUGCUUGUGGUGAUAGUUUUUCGGUUUCCUUUGCAUUGGCUGCAUGCAUAGACAGACGCAUGUAUAGCCCAAUAGCGUGUGUGGGUUCCCCACUAGCUACCCCUGGAGAGGGUUGUAGAGAUUCACCCUCUCGUCUGCCCUACAGUGUCAGAAUAUUAACAAUUCGCUACCAUUCUCACCUUAUCAUGCCUUGUGACUUGGAGAAUUCCCUCUCUUCAACCCUGUUGUUUUCAACCAGAGUAUGUAACUCCUGUAAUACUGACCUGCCCCAGCCAUCCUUACAUGCAUGCAUGCAUACAUACAUACUAUACAUGACCAAAGGUAUGUGGACACCUGCUCAUCGAACAUCUCAUUCCAAAAUCAUGGGCAUUAAUAUGGAGUUGGUCCCCACCUUUGCUGCUUUAAAAGCCUCCACUCCUCUGGGAAGGCUUUCCACUAGAUGUUGGAACAUUGCUGCGGGGUAUUGCUUCUAUGCAGCCACAAAAGCAUUAGUGAGGUUGGGCAAUUAGGCCUGGCUUGCAGUCGGGGUUCCAAUUCAUCCCAACGUUGUUCGAUGGGGUUGAGGUCAGGGCUCUGUGCAAGCUAGUCAAGUUCUACCACACCAAUCUCGACAAACCAUUUCUCCAUGGACCUUGCUUUGUGGAUGGGGGUAUUGUCAUGCUGAAACAAAGGUCCUUCCCCAAACUGUUGCCACAAAGUAAAAAGCACAGAAUGUCAUUGUAUGCUGUAGCAUUAAGAUUUUCCUUCACUGGAACCAAGGGGCCUAGCCCGAACCAUGAAAAACAGCCCCAGACCUUUUUUCCCCCUCCACCAAACUUUACAGUUGGCACUAUGCAUUCGGGCAGGUAGUGUUCUCCUGGCAUCUACCGAACCCAGAUUAGUCCGUCGGACUGACAAAUGGUGAAGCCUGAUUCAUCAAUCCAGAGAACGCAUUUCUACUGCUCCAGAGUCCAAUGGCGGCGAGCUUUACACCACUCCAGCCGACGCUUGGCAAUGCACAUGGUAAUUUUAGGCUUGUGUGCGUGCGGCUGCUCGGCCAUGGAAAUCCAUGUCAUGAAGCUCCCGAUGAACAGUUCUUGUGCUGACAUUGCUUCCAGAGGAUUUUUGGAACUCUGUAGUGUUUGUCUAUGGAGAUUGCAUGGCGGUAUGCUCGAUUUUGUACACCUGUCAGCAACUGGUAUGGCUGAAAUAGCCAAAUCCACUAAUUUGAAGGGGUGUCCACAUACUUCUACCAGUACACACGUUUAAUGGGAAGAGAACCAUUAUCUACUCACACAUUAUUAUUGUUAUUAUUGUUCAUUGCACAAGAAAAGAUGUGAACUCCACAUCCCGGAUUGCCAUGGUCUUAUUCAAAUCCAUGUGUAAGGAUUUGCACUUUUAAGUAGAAAACUAUUUAAGUUAUUUGAAAUUAAUUGCAAAUGUUAUGGG
Molecule: messenger RNA, 5492 nt
Organism: Oncorhynchus nerka (sockeye salmon)
Lineage: Eukaryota; Metazoa; Chordata; Actinopteri; Salmoniformes; Salmonidae
Product: poly [ADP-ribose] polymerase tankyrase-1-like
Exons: 28
Coding region: 44-3832 (1262 amino acids)
Molecular function (GO): protein binding; NAD+ poly-ADP-ribosyltransferase activity
Source: RefSeq, a predicted model, not a curated record